GAUAAUUUUUUUUUUUAUGCUUAACAACAAAGAGAGGAAAAAAACAAAAACCAACAACCCCCUACUGCCUAACUGUCACAAACCCCAUAGAGUCUGCCAUAAGUAAAUACUCCAUUCCAGGAGGGGGAUCCUGGAGGAGGAGGAAAUCACGCUCCUGAGCUGCUCCUGCUUUUGCCAAAAAAUCCGCGCAAGCAUUCCCCUCACGUAAGACAUGAGCAACUUGGACCACCCAAUCUCGCCGAAGCAGGUCCAGGAUGGAAUGAACAAGCACAGCCUCAACAUGAAAAUGAGAGGGAGGCUGAAGAAUCAAAUUGACAGCGAGCAACGAAUCCGAGGAGCACUGAACCCGGCGAUGACCAAGAUUCCAAGCGAGUUCCAAGCCACGACAGAUUGCAAGGAGCUCCAUGUGAAGCACCGACCCUUGAGAAUAAAUAGAUAAUUUGUGGAUGAGGGCAAAUAAUUAAAAAAAAAACUUAAAUAAAUCGAUGUUAUUUUAAAAUGGAACAGAAUCCUCAAAGAUUGUAAAAAGGAACAGAAUCCUAAAGAUAUGAUACAAGAAUGUUGCUUGCUUAGAAAAUAAGCGCAAAGAUUUAGCGCCAACGGCUAUUUUUUCCUUUUAUAUAUAACGAUUGAGUGAUUAUGUUGCUCUCAUAUGGAUCGACAUUCGACAGUCACACAUUGAGAAACAAACAAACCAGGGUUUCAAUUUGCGUCGACAAUUGUUGCUUUGCUUUCAUCUCAAAUUUACUGACUAGAUUCACGGUAAAAGUUUUACUUUGUUGCAAAUGGAUAGCGGUACAAUGGUGAUGGUUGCAGGGAACGGAGUUAGUAUUGACUCUCAUUACAUACUAGAUGGCUGUGAUAAUGGUGUAGCCAGCUAUCGGACACUGAAUGCUGCAGAACCCAUAAGAAGACUGAAUGCUGCACAACCCAUAAGAGAUAUGGACUCUCAUUACAUAAUCGAUGGUUCUCAUUAUGCUUCCUAUAGGGCUCAGACAAUUCAUUCACCGAAUGCUGCUGCAAUCCCCAUGAGGAGGGGUUCUGAGACUGGCUAUAGGCACAUUAACCAUCCACCAUCCAUGUUAUAUCAUCCCGAUGCUACAUUCACCCAGAGGAGGGGUUUUGGGACUGACUAUAGGCACAUUAGCCAUCCACCAUCCAUGUUAUAUCAUCAAAAUGCCCCAUUCACCAUGAGGAGGAGGGGUUUUGGGACUGGUUAUAGGCACAUUAGCCAUCCACCAUCAAUUAUUGGACAUCAAACUCUUCCUCCUACUGGUUUUCACCAACUUGAUGAUGUUGCUUUAUUGAUUAAUCGUAUCAACAAUGUGCGCAUCAGAACUGAAAACACAUCUUAUGAGGAGUUUCUUGCAUUGGCUGAGCGUGUUGGCAAUGUAAGCACAGGCUUAUCGGAUGAAAUCAUUACAGCCCAAAUGAAGACCAAAGAUUAUAUCGGAACAGGAGAUACGGAAGAAAAUGAUUUGUGCGUGAUAUGUCAGGAUGAAUAUACAACUCAAGAAAAAGUUGGAGUUCUUCAAUGUGGACAUGAAUAUCAUGCAAGCUGCUUAAGGAAAUGGCUCCAAAUGAAAAAUGUUUGCCCCAUGUGCAAGUCAGAAGCAUUGAGUGCUCAAUGAUCUUUUGUCCUUCCCACGCUCUUUUUGUGUUUUGUGAAUACUCAACUUAGGUUGUAUAUGUAGUUUUUUCCCCAUCUAUUAAAAUUUGCAUUGUUCUCUGAAUUAACCUACAGUGGAUUUAAUAUGUGUUGUUUCUGCAAUAAUAAAUUGAUUCUUUCUUCUAGUGUUCUGUUUACCAGUUCUUCUAUCUUGUUACUUAUGAUUAUGAAUUAGUAAUUGAAUAUAUUGAAGAUUUUUUUAUGUAGUAAACCAAGAGUGUGUUGAAAAGUGUGAGUUAGGGGAUUUGUUUCUGACUAUUUCUUUUUCUGCGAAUUUUACUUGUCUUUGUAUGGACUUUUGUCUUAGUGACCACCCAUGGAAAGUACUGGAUACAUCAUGCGCCAAAAUUUAUACACAAUUUUUUUAUUGUUUGAUGUGAAAUGAUUUGUCCAUUUUUUAGUGAAUUAGUUUUAGUUGUUUGAAGAAUUUCUCAAUUUUCUGUCCGAAUCACUUAGGCUGCUUAUGAAUUUAUAGUUGGAAUUUUGGUUGGAGUAGUUUGUUUAGGUGCUUGCUAUGAAUUUCAAAAAAUUGAGCCUGCUCUAGGUUCUGCACAGCUUGAGGAAUUGUCAGGUUGCCUCUUGAGGAAGUUCAGGGACUAGCUGGAAUUCUGGAGCUUUUACUGUUUACCUUUUUCUUUUGUGGAUUAUCAGGUUCAGGUCUGCCUCACUGCUUUUUAGUGUUACUUUUUCAACAGGUCUUCAACAAAUCAUCACUUACAAUUAAGAUUCUUUGACAUUAAUUUUCAGCAAAAAGAUCCUGUUAUGAGGUUUAGACUUUAUAUGAUAACUUGGGUAUUGAUCAAAUUGCUUGUUAACAUUAAAUUGAAUGGUGAGACUUGUAUGUUAAUAUUUGUGCACCCAUAGUCUUCCAUCAAUCAUAAUAUUGUUAUGUGUCUUUCCUUGCCACAAUGGAACAAAGAUAUUCCAAAUAACAAUGUAUUUUCAUGAAGCUAUUCAUUUUUCUGCCUUAAGUGCCUUGAAACAUGAACUCCAUUCAGAACAUUACGGGGAUUUUGUUGCUAAGGGACACUUUCCAAUAAUAGUCUCAGUUAGUAGUGUUUUUAUUUGGAAUAGCUAGAAAUGGUUGGACUGAUUUGUUGGGAACCUGAGUUUCUACUUUCCUAUUCUUGAGCUAUAAGAAAUUUCUAUCUCUGCUUCCAGGAUCACAUUAAUUCUGGGUUUAGGUUUGUAUGAGUGUAAUUUUUUUACUGAUACUACCAGUUCUAAUAUCAGUAGUUAUUUUCUUAAUGGGUUUAGAAUUCUAUUCUUCUAUCCUAAUAACUAACCCACUUUAGUUGGUUACAAUUAGUUAUUUCCUUUGCUCUGUUUGCACCCAACGUACACUUGUUUAAUGACAGUUUUAAGCCCAUGGCUAUCAAAUAACUUACAGGUUAACCUAUUCUUUCAUUUACUAUUGAUCUUUGAAACCCAAUGUGUCUAGCCCUCAUGCUAUAAUUUUCUAUUUCUAGGUUUUAACCGUUUUAAAAUAGUCUCAUUUAUGAACUAGUCGUCGAUAAUUCUUUUCUUUCUCUCUUAUGUAUUUAUUUAAAUUGUUGCAGGAAAAGGGACUCUAAUGUUCAUGUUUGUGUGUAUGACACCAAUUUGGGCUAUAUUACUCAUAAUAGCUACUCGAACCAUCAAGUUACCAUUCAGUAGUCCUUUUCUCGAUGAGAUCCUCUUGUGAGCAUAGACCAGCUGCUUUUUGUAGAUUGAGUGGUAGUAAAUUACUCAAAAGUUCAAUGGAGCACUAAUAUUCCAUAUAUUUGUAUUUAGUAGUUAUAGCAAUCUCACAUAUAUUCGAAAGCCCAUUUUUAAUUUGCCCCAGAAUCAAUUAUAUGUGUACAUAUCCUACAUGGAUGUUUUCACUUACAUCCUUAUUAAGCUAUAGUUGUUGAUAAUCUGCUGCUGCCUAGGAAUCUAUCUUCAGGCUGCACUGUUUUAGUUGAUAUUUUGAUUAUUUUCUUAAUUGUAGCUAUUUUUUUAAUUGUAGCUAUCGCACUGUGAGAUGCAAAGUUUGAAUGAAAAAUGUGAACAACAAACUGCAUUUCAUUACUAAAUCUAUCUAUCUAUCUAUUUAUAAUAUAUAAAUUCUUUCUCACCCAUUUGUAACGGAUCGGUCGAUCAACAACAAGACUAUCACAUGAGACCGAGCCUCUUCCAUAUUCUGUGAAUGCCCUGUGGUUCCGUUUCUUUUCAGUUUCAUCCUAGCAGGACAGCAGCGCUCUUCUUUUUUACUCACAGAAGAAAACCGAUCCCCUCACUUCUCAUUGUCUCUUUCACUCCCUUUCUCUUUUUGGCUUGACUGUGUCACUCCCCAAUCCACCAAUUGCUUCAUGAACACCAAGGUAUGGAUUUCAAUGCAGACAAAGGUAAGCCUUCCCCUACCCGUUCAAAUCCCUUUUUUGAUUCAAUUAAACUCAUUCAUUUCUUUUUCCCAGCCUUGGCGAGAGAGUUCCUUCUCUCCUUUUGAUUUCGGGUUCAUCGAGACAAGGCAAAUCAUAAAACCCGAGUAAUCCAAAUUGAGCUCAAGGUCUGAAUGAAGUAUAGGGAUCUCACUAUCUCAAGCCAGAUUCAAUGAAGAAGCUGAAGGUGCUGAUCGGCUCUAAUCCACUUGAGAAGAUGCCUCUUGAGAUCAGGCGCUACUUUGAGACUCUCUUCUUAGCUUUGCAUUCAACUUAUACAUUCAUGAUUGCCCAAUUUUAUUUUAUUAACACAACUUCAUCGUUUGACCAUCGAAUCCUUGCAUUUCAGAUUUGUGUUAUAUAGCUCAGAUAGUCAGAUGUAUCUCAUUGAGAUCGAAAUUCAGUUUGAAACAGUGUUUGUUGAUGUCUUCAAGGGAGCGCAUAGGGAACAUGACUACCUCAUGGUGCAUGUAUCACUUUCAUUUUAUAAUUUUUUUUCUAAUCUUUUACUUUUAUCACCCUGAUCCCUCAUGUGGUUUUCGCGCCCUAAAGGAGAACCAAGGACUGGUACUGGUUGUUAUACUAGAAGGGGUUGCUGCUGUUUUUUCUGUUCUGUUAUGGCUAUGGCGCUGACUUUGAUUAGCUUGGCAUAAAGAGAUGUUGAGUGAUGCUUUCUUCAAGUUUUUGAUAUGUCUUGGGUGCUGUUUCAUGCUUACGGCUACUGCUGCUGCUGCUAUUGUCUCUUUUGCUGCAGCAUGAGGUUGGUUAGUAAAGCUUGUUGGUAACUCCUUAUGGUAAUUCCUUGCUGGUAUGGGGGUUGGAUUGGAUAUUAGGACCAAUUGUUAGUGUUGACUUCCUCAAAUUCAUUUUUAUUAUUCUGGGAUUAUUUGAGGGAUGGGGUAUGUGAUACAAGGAUGUGAAUCUAUGUGCUUGCUGCUGCUUGAAUUCUUUUUAGUUUCACAUGUCUCUGAUUUCUUUGGUGCUCUGAUAUGGCCUGAGUUCCUAAGGUUCAAGAUACACUGCUGUGUGCGGGUCUAAUUAUGCAGACUGUGUUCUGCACUAUGAGGACUGUGGAAUGGUAAUUUGCGGGUGUCUUUGAGGUGCUGAUGUGUGGUUCAAUACUUAAAGAAGUGUGCCUUGUCUUGGAUCACAUCUAUGAUGGUUGCUGAUUGUUGUAUUCUGGUUUUUGCUUUUCUAUUAGCUUUAAAUUAUAUUUCUUUUGCUGUCAAAAAAAAAAAAUUGUGGUCCUUUUUUGGACACUCAAAUUGAGAAUUUUACUCUGAUAUGCUGUCUGGAUUAUUUGCUGACCCUCAAAAUUAGGUGCACCCUUGAGCUGAAUCAAUUGGGGUUAUGGAGGUAACUGUCAAACUCUUUGCUGCAGAAUUCCUGUAUAUUGUUCUGUUUGAUGGUAUAGUCCUGGGGCCAACUACUAGGUUGCGGUUGUGGGGUGGGCCUUAGAUAUAGCUUGAAGUUCUAUUACCAAUUGGAUGCCUUGCUUCGUGGAAAACUGCCUUGGAAUGAUAUCUGGUAUUUGCUGGAUGUUUGAGUACCACGAGAGACUAGAGAGCUUCUUCAGCUUGGCUUGUUCUUUUUUCUAGUCUUUGUAUUGUUUAUCUUGUUUUGUUUCUUUGCUUUUGCUUUUCUUUUUGUCUUACUGCACUGUACCUCAACUGGGAGAGCCUGUUCCCAGUAUCCUUUUCUUUCAUAAAUAAAGAUGCUUUUUGUUGUCAAAAAAAAUUUUCCAGCCAUUUGGAAAGAGUCUUGCAAUUCAAGAUGGUAAAUAUUACACCCUCUAGGUUAGUCCCUUAACCUUUUUAUAUAGUUUUUUUAAUAGUUUUCUUCCCCGGGCCAUUUAGUGAUCAAUUGGUGAUUUGAUAUUUUUCCUUUUAUCACAUCAUUGUACAGCCCUUACAUUUGAAUCUUAUAUCAAGAUGUUAGAUUGAAUUGUGGGGUUCAGAAAGUUCUGUGUCUAUCUAUUUAAUACACUGGUCUUAACUAAUUUCCUGGUUUUUUAUAUUUGUUUUAAGAAAAAUGUUUUCUUGCCUGCCAUGAAUGUCAUGUAAAGUUGGGAGCUCUGAAACUAAGAUGGAAUAGAGUUACUAUGGUAAUAAUUGAUAUGGGAUUAUCAGAAGUUAUAUUUGUCAGAGACAUAAUCUUGGGUUCAAUUUUCCUUUUGUUUUGCAUGUUUUCUUGAAGUUCUUAUGAUAGCUUGUAUUCAUGAAAUUCUAACGUAACUAUGGUAGCCCAAAGGCAUAGAUCUAUUUCUAAACAUAACCUAGAUGGUAUGAACAUUUUGUAUCUGUUGCAAGAUACAAAAUUAAAAGAUUUUAAAUCACAUUCACUUUCGAGAUAUUGUAGCUAAGUACAUCUGGAGCGCUUGAUUUAGGCAUUGUUUGUGAUUGAUUCCUUCAUACAGAAAGUUGAUGAUUGAGGGAUAUAUAUUACUUUAUUGAUCCUAUGUCACCUUUUAACUCUUACAUAGGGAUUCACAUUGGCCAGAGCUUACAACUGACAGAUUUGUGUUGCCAAGGUCCAUAAUCUUCUUCUAAUAUUUCUUUCAGAAGUUAAUCAAGUCCAAACAUAAACCUUUUUAUUCUUUGACAGUAGAGAUAAUUUCGUAGUUGUUAAUUUGCUCCAUUGUGUUCAUUUGUUCCCUACUUGUGUUCAUGGAGGUCCAAAUCUCAAUAUCUUUUAUUUGUAGUCUGGAUCUGGUGAGAGGAUUAUAUCUGGAAAUACUGUAGCUUUUAAUUCAUCGGCCUUUUAGUGGCCUGGCAAGUUUUGGUGGUUCAUUUUUUCCAAAAUUCCAAUGUUCUCAAAUGGUGUAUAUAUAUGUUCCUUAAUCAGGAAGAAUGUAUGUGAAUACAAUAAACAACAAAGGGGAAGAACAACAAAAAGAUAGGUACAAGACACAAUAAAUCUGAUUCUUAGCAUUUUCUAUUAAAGAAUAAAAUUUGAAUUGAGAGAGAAGAAGAUUGCUUGUAUAAGACGCUUGGGUGUUGUGGGAUGUUCAUAGACCAGGGUAUUCUUUCUUUGUAAUUCAUCUUCUUAGGGAUCGAUUGUUCUGAGAAGGAAGUCAUAUCAAUUAAGUCAUUCUUUUUAUUCGAUCAAUUUCUUAAUAAUGAACAUUCUUGCAUUUUUUGCAUGAUUUGACUGGAACCAUGCCAUAGUACCCACUUUAAAGCGUUUGUAGGUUGUGGGACUGCAUUGCAUUGUCAGGUGAUAUUGAUUUUUCUGAGGCUUCGUUCUAGAUGCAGAUAAUAGAGCUGGUGAUGGCAUUUAAGGUCAGAUUCCUGAUGCUUAUUCACUGAAUUAAUGUUAUAUCUAAUUUCUCACAUUAUGUUAUUAUGUUGUGGUAGACAUUCUUCUCAGCAUAUUUCAAUGGGUGAGAUAUUUGUGUUGCGGAUACACAAAGUGAUAUGUCAUUCUUCUCAGCAUAUUUCAAUGGGUGAGAUAUUUGUGCCAAAGGAACAACCAAAUGUAUAAAUUUUUCUUAUUGAGUUUUGUAACUUUUUAUUUAUAGAGCAAACAUUAUGGUAUUUUCUGUAGCUAACAUCACUGGAGAUGCCAUGCUAAGUACACUGCACUUGUGGUUUCUACACAUAUGUUUAUGUAGCUUGGAAGAAUCCAGAGAACCACUGACCUGGCCAAAUCUUCAGAAGAUGUGUAAUAUCCUCUACCCCUAUAUGAUCAAUUUGGUUAUGCUCAUGAUGGUUCUUUCUCUACCCUUCUGACCAAUCCCAAGGAAAUGUGAUAAAGAGAACAGGCCAUAAAUGCCCUAAAGUUUGCAUCAAAUCAAAGGAGUUAUAAUAAUAGUUCUCUCACAACAUUUCUCUUACUUUCCUAUGUGAAUUUCUGCCCUGUUUACCCCAAUUCAUCUUCUGAACCAAAACACCAAUCUCCAAACUCCAACUCGAUGAAGGUCACUCAGUCUUUCUGGUGUUGACAAACAAGUGAUUGAAGCACUUCCCUUCAAGUUUUGAUCCCUAAAGGGGUCUAAACAAAACCUAGAAUGCGCCGUUUGUUUAUCCAAAUUCGAGGAAACUGGUUCUGAGGUUACUGCCAAAGUGCAAACACACUUUCCAAAUUAGUUGCAUUAACAAGUGGCUUGAAAGCCACUCUAUUUUCUCUCUUUGCAGGUGCAAGGUUAAAGUAGGGGACAUCAAGAACUUCACUCAUUCAUUAAGUUCGAGGCUCCUCAUCAGAGUUCCUUCAAAUCUUACUGAGGAAGAACUGCUUAUUGAUCAAGGAGGUGGUAGCAGUUGUGGGAAUUACGAAGCAUUCGAUCAGUGUUCAUUCUGCAGUUUGGAACCCCCCAGUGAAGGGACGUUUAAAUUCAAUGUGGAUGAAUCAUCUUUGGGGAAUCCUAGACCCUCGGGUAUUGAAGGGGUGCUUAGAGAUUGGCAUGGAAACAUUAUCGGGUUCUUCUCAAAGAGCACGGGCAAUUUGUGGGCAUACUAAGUGGAAGUGAAUGCUAUUCUCAAUGCACUCAUGUUUUGCAAGCAAUUCCAAGUCUCCCCAUAUUAUCAUUGAAAGUGAUGCCUCUAUUGCUGUGGGAUGGACUAAGAACAAAGCUCAUAGGCCAUGGAAACUUCUAAAUGAUCUUAACCUCAUUGAUAUUUUGUUAGAUGAAGUUGAUUGUAUAGCUGUUAUUCAUAUAAAUUGAGAGGCUAAUCCACUAGCGAAUUUUUUAGCUAAAAAAGGCUGCAACAGAGAAGUUCCAAUUUGGGAAUUCUUUGGACCUGUAAUGCUUUCUUGAGGGAGCUGUCCUCAACUCCUUCUUUAUCUUAAUAUAUAUCCUUUUUGUAAAAAACAACUACAAAGUGAU
Lotus japonicus is the source of this 8896-nucleotide messenger RNA. RefSeq names its product probable E3 ubiquitin-protein ligase ZFP1. Gene Ontology annotation, molecular function: ubiquitin protein ligase activity. The transcript is spliced from 7 exons. The record is from RefSeq and is a predicted model, not a curated record. NCBI's taxonomy places the organism in Eukaryota, Viridiplantae, Streptophyta, Magnoliopsida, Fabales, Fabaceae. The coding region runs from base 786 to 1631 and encodes 281 amino acids.